AGCAGACUGCCGAACACCAUCAAGAUCUAAUGGUUGUACCAGCUUUUGAGGACAUCCUGGACGCUAUCGGCUCUAGAGGAAAAUUCCAGAAGAGAUUAAACAUUGUUUUCAAUUGCUUUGGUCCAAUCAUCAACUUACUGAGUGUCCACACGUACAAUUUUGCUAUGCAGACUCCCGACCACUGGUGUCACGUUCCAGGCAGAGAGCACACCAACUUUACACUUUAUGAGUGGAAGAGCGUCACUAUCCCCAAGGAACGAGGAACAUUCAGCAAGUGCCGGAUGUACAACGGGAGCGCCCUGGACGCUGCUCCUACGGUACCCUGCCAGCACGGCUGGGAGUACGACGACACGUGGUACUCUUUGACGGUGCCGUCACAGAUGAACUGGGUCUGCGACGACAAGCACAUCGUUAGUGACGUCAUGUUCUACGCGCAGAACAUCGGUGUGCUCCAGGGACUCCUGUUCGGCUACCUGGGUGACAUGUAUGGACGUCGGCCACAGCAGUUUGCCUGCUUGGUGGGACACAUCGUGAGCAGGGUAGCGCUUCUGUUCACCCCAUCACAAAUCGCGCUGUUUGUCAUGGCGGAGUCGCUGGUGUCGGGUGCUGCAGGACUCAUGAUAGAAUCGGCCAUUUCUGUAGGUCUGGAGCUGACGGAUAUCAGAAACCGAUCCAGCAUAAAUUGCAUGGCAAACGUUGCUCUGGCUGUCGGAUUGGCUUUUGCCAGCUUGUCUGUUCAGAUGUUUCCCAGCUGGAAGUAUUCCAUACUUUUUGCGGCACUGUGCUGCCUUGUGUUACUACUCUUCUACAGGUGGUUCCCCGAGUCGCCGCGCUGGCUGACGUGCAGAGGGCGCGAGGAGGAGGCGCUGAGCGUGCUGCGGCGAAUCGCGGCCACCAACGGCGCCAGCUUGCCGGCUUUCACCCAGCAGGUGCUGCACAGCGUGGCCAAGACCAAGCGGGACCGCAUGGGCUACCUAAGCAUCUUCUCCAGCUGGAACCUCUUCAAGAACACACUUCUGCUCGUCGUUGCCAGGUGCAUAGCAUGGGUGACGAUGUUUUCGCUGGUGCUGAGCGUGGGCACCAUCAGCGUGAACCCGCUGGUGACGGUGUCUGCGCAGUGCGGCGCGCAGGUGGCGUCGUUGCUGCUGGUGCACUACUGCGGCACCCGCUUCGGCCGCCGCUGGUCCGGCGUCGGCUGCCUGGCGCUGGUCGGCCUCCUAGGAGUACUCGGCGUUGUGCUGCUCACAGCUGAUGUACCAAGCGUCGCCAUGGUGGCGGUAGUGAUGGCUAUGCAGUUCUUCUCGACUGCCGCUGGAAGUGUCACCACCCUGCAGAGCAUCGAGGUGCACCCCACGUGUCUGCGCCAGAUCACCGCCAGUGUCGAAUACGCAGUCGCUGGCAUUUGCUUGUCACUUGUUCCAUACAUCGUCUUCCAGGGAGGCUCCGUGGACCGUAGGGUCCCAUUCGCCAUUUUGUCGGCGAUGAACCUGCUGGGAGCAUUCUCAGUGUCCUUCUUGCCGGAAACUGCGCUGGAGAAGUUGCCAGAGUCGCUGCAGGACGCUGCCCUCUUUGGGAGAGGCCGCCCCUACUGGAGUGGGAGACUUACGCCCUCGCCUACAUACGUUCAAGAAUAAUAGGUUACCUCGAGUUCGGCACAAUCUCCCUUUUUAUCUUGCAUACUCGGAAAUGAGGAACAGUUUGUCUACUCAAACACGGAAAACAGCUUUAGCGAUCAUGCUCAGACUGGCUGGUCGCACAUGAUCAACGACUUUAAACAAGGACGACUCUUGUGUGGGAGAUAACGAGGCUGCCCGGUACAUCACAAUAUUUGUGACAUGGGAGAUACGUACUUUAGAAAAAACUUAGAAAAUCUCAAUAUUUAUGUUCGGUACUAGUUGCUUUCCCUCAACGUCACAAAAAAAGAAAGAAAUGCUCCUGUUUCAAAGUAGCCACAGCCUACGUAUGAACUAACUAGAUUACCACGCACACAGUGCUUUGUCAUCACAUAAUAAGAGCAUUCGAUGGCUCUGAACGUCCAUGUCACAGGCCCAACGAGCUGGUUCAGAUGUGCCUUCAACAAAAGAUAGCUCUCGUAUCUGUUGCUAAGGUAUAUGGAAACUGCCUUACCACUUGUGCCCAAAUUUGUCUUCCGCUCUGAUAUUUGUCAACUCACAGCUGCCCCUCUGGUGAGGAGGAACCAUCCAAUUUGUGCACAACUGAAAGUUCAGAUAUCUCAAGUUUCUUAGUGGAUGCCAGUGGAACCAAAGCUCUUCAGGUACCACAACGUGACUGAAGUCGUGGUCAAACUGCCUGAAACCUCUCGAUUAGCAUUUCUAGCUGCUUCCGAACAGUGGCCAGUUCCGCUUGUAAUUGUGGGAAAGAAGUAUAGUCACUAUCCGUCUCCCGCAACGUAGAAAUCUGAGAAGGGUUUUAAGUCGAGUCAUGAUACAAUCAUUUAAAUGAAGACCGAACUAAGUCUCCUAAAAUUGAUUAAACUACGGCAGUUCGAUGCUAAUCUACUGAAUUUACGAACUAAAGAGAAUAAAAAGAAGAAAAUAGGAACGAAUCCAGGCGUAUUUUAGACAGCAAUAACAUUUUACUCGCAUAAAUUACAGACACUGAGCACGUUUACACGGAACAGAUACACACAGUAUGGGAAAAGUUAAAGUCUUACGCAAGUCUGUUAAAAAUAAUCUAAAAGUGAUGUAUUUAUCAAUUAUUCCUGAUUGUACACCCGAUGUCAGACAUAUAGAGCAAAUUACCGUGAUCACUAAAAUUGUUUAUAUUGUCAGAUAAACUGUUGGACCCUCCGUGGAUACGUCGUAAUUAAUCAGCUGCAGGAAAUGUUACUUGAAAAUUUACGUAGACAAGAUAUGAUCAUCGGAACAACAUGACACCGAAGGAAAGUAUUCAUAAUAAAUUUGGGAAUUGUUUAUGUAAACCCCUGUGAAUUUUAUGUUUCUUCCACGUUGAAUCAUGAGAAGAAUUGGUCCGCUUCCUAGUGUGUGGAAGUGAUCUCUUUCUUAUUUUGUGUUGUUCAGUAUCUCAGUAUCCUCCAUCAGAUUAUUCACGGCACCACGAUAGCCUCUAGAGUCAUGUACAACCACCAAUAGUAAAACCUUUAAGUAAUAGUCUUUGACUAAAUGUAACAAUUUUCAUACUUCUCCUAGAAAAAGUUUUUCAGAUGUGUAUUAGAUCACAAAAGAAAUGUUCUUCGAAAUUCGUGUCCUAUGAUAACAAGGGCAGUAGCCCAUGGACUGCUUACAAAAAACUCCUCUUUCAAGUUUGUCGUCGCCAUUUGACAUUUUACAAAGUCAACAUGACCAGUCAAACUAGAGUUUAACGUCACAUGCAUGACGACAUCUUCAGAGGGGGAUAGAGGAAGAAUGAAGUAGCAAAUCUUUCGAUCCCCUUCAAAGGAACCAUCCUGGUAUUCGCCUUAAAAGAAUUACGGUAAUCGUGGAAAACUUUAGUCUACCUUAGUCUGGUCAAUGAGUCAGGUUGCUCGAUAUGUAAUAGAUCAAUGUCUCCAUUCUAAUUGUAAUAAAUGAACUGGAAAAUACCGAAUAAUAUUUCAAGCAAUAGUUGAGCGAUUUGGAGUUUUAGAAAUUUUAUUGUAGGUGCAGGACAGUUAGUUAAGGAAAUUGAGAUUUCAGCCAAAACUUACUUGGAGGUAAAGAAAUUCGUUCAAUUACGAAUCAACAUAGGAAAUCUCUACUGACUCCAAACAAAAAUUUAGAGCAAACAUAUAAUACUCUAUACUGGACAUUGAGGAAAUAUUCAAGUACUAUCAUUUAAUGGUAAACGUGGUAGGUGUCUUUAAGGAUCCAAUAAAGAAAAGACCCAGGUAAAUAAUGGACCCUUGUUACUGCUGGGAAAAGCUUUAAGGCAGCCGAAGGUGAGAGGAAUUUUUUUCCUAUUCCCUUGAAGGACAUAGUUGUUGCUGGACUUCGCGCAGAACUGUCAUAAGUAACCAAUAUCAUAAUAGAAACCAACACUUGAAAUGUGGGUUGUGCUAUCUGACACAACAAGUGGAAAAAUGGGUGUCCUUAUCUGAUUAUAGUCCUCCACAUUUUUAAAGAUAUCUCUAUAACUUACAAGAGAACGUUUUUGAAAUUAUGGGUAGUUAAAAAAUACCUCCAAAAGUCAGUAAGGCUGCUGGGCACAAUCGUCAGUAUUAGCAGACAAUAACACAAUCUGGGAGCAAAGCUCUGAAGUCCCUUUGAAAGAUUUUCCCAGCGAGAAAAAUACCACUGAUCUCUUAAUAAGAGUGAGAUCAGAAUUUAACGAGUUCUGAUUGACUCAAAGUGUUCCUGUCACGUUAGAAGAUCAUUUUCAACACAUCGUUCAAAAAUACCCCAUAAAUAUUAUAAGUGCUGAAUAUGUAUAUUAAAAGAAUUUUCAUAGUGUUUCUUAACACUAUCCGUUUAUUUUUACUUAUUUCUCGGAUUCUGUUUAGUCCCAGUUAUUAAUCGUGGUUUCCCAAAAUUUAGUUACUGUAUAAUCCUUUUCUUGGUAGCAUAAAUGGAUUCAAUUAUGACUGGAUUCUAUUACACAUACGAAGAGACAAACAAAAUCAUUAGGGUUCAUUUUUUUGUGUAGGUCAUAUUAUCCUGAAACAUUAAAAAAUGACUUCAGUCCCCCAGGUCAAAGGAAGAUUUUAAUGGCUUCCUUAGGUUGUAAGGCAACUGGAUAUUCUAUCCAAAAAAUAUCCCAUCCGCAAUCCCUAUGUCCCAUUUCUGGCUGAGAGUUGGCUGAAAAGAACAGAAUUCUCCAAUGAGCCAAAUCUAAAACAGUCUACAGUGAUACAUAGACAAAAAAACUGAAUUCAAAUUAGUGACAUACAUGCUACAAACUCAGUACAAUACUACCUACAAACAUAUGUAACUACUUAUCGUGGUAAUCGGGAUUGGUAGUUUUGUUAAAUUCUAUAGUUACAGUGAUUAAUCAAAAAAAUAAAUACUGAAUCUGCAAUAUUAUUCACACUGUUAAAUAUUUGGGCUAGCGUGGGACUCUGAAAUAACCCAAUACUACGAUAACAUACUUACGGACAUGGGCUAUUCCGAAGCAAGCACGAAAUAAUAUUUAAUACACAGCUCGCGACUCACCGCCUUCUAUUAUGGAGAGAAAAUAUCCGUGCUUUUACGCAAACUGUAAU
Messenger RNA from Schistocerca serialis cubense, 5158 nucleotides. Its product is annotated as solute carrier family 22 member 7-like. The record is from RefSeq and is a predicted model, not a curated record. Gene Ontology annotation, molecular function: transmembrane transporter activity. The transcript has 8 exons. Gene Ontology annotation, biological process: transmembrane transport. NCBI's taxonomy places the organism in Eukaryota, Metazoa, Arthropoda, Insecta, Orthoptera, Acrididae. Bases 30 to 1634 code for a protein of 534 amino acids. Gene Ontology annotation, cellular component: membrane.